Messenger RNA from Hymenoscyphus albidus, 4004 nucleotides. NCBI's taxonomy places the organism in Eukaryota, Fungi, Ascomycota, Leotiomycetes, Helotiales, Helotiaceae. The record is from the annotation of a GenBank genome assembly.
AUGACUUAUGACCUUCAUGGUCAGUGGGAUGCUGGGAACCCAAACGCUUACGACCAAUGCGACUCUGGAAGGUGUAUACGAAGUCACGUCAACCUCACUGAGACGCGCAAUUCCCUCGCAAUAAGUAAGUCACCGAAACCAUAGUCGCAAUUUUUAUUACCGGCCACGGCGUGUCUUGGGCGCGAUAUUCAAUAUCCUAGUUUACUUCGUUGCCUUCUACUGCAGGCUUUACCACAGUUUCCGUCUAGUUUCUACAAUGAGUACUGACUUGUAUGUAGUAACAAAAGCCGGUGUCCCUAACAAUAAAGUAUUUGUUGGCGAAGCAAGCUACGGAAGAUCAUUUCACAUGGCCUCGGAUGGCUGCUGGGGACCGGUAAGUGAACUUGUGAACAUGCUCUCAGCAUUCGUAAAAUGCCAUACGCACUCCGAAAUUAUGUCACUUUCGCUGCUGACCAUGUAAUAAUUUAGAUGUGCGAUUUUACGGGGUCCAGAACACAAUCUGAUGCCAAUCCAGGAAGAUGCACUAAAACUGGUGGGUAUUUAUCCAACGCCGAAUUAAACGAAAUCAUUCAACGUGGUGGUGCCACCCAAACAUUUCAUGACGGAGCAUCCAACUCAGAGAUUUUGCUUUAUCAGGUCAGUAGCCUCGUUCUUGCUUUUCGUUUCCUACAGGAUGGAAACUGAAUGAAGAAAACUGAACCCCAAAAACGGUCCUGUUACCGCAAAUGAAAAAUGGUUACUGAGGAAUUGGCAGGGCGACUACGUCUCAUAUAUGACACCCACGACAAAAGAAACUAGACGAUCUGACUGGAAAGUCUCAACUUUGCCGGAAGUAUUGACUGGGCUUUAGACUUGGAAGCUUUCACAACUGAUGACAUGGAAACGCCCCCAAAAAUACCACCCCAGGGAGAGAUGGGUUGCGUGGCAGGAGAGGAUGAUAGUGUCAACUCAGGCGACCUGUGCGAAUUUUCAUGUAGCUUAGGCUUUUGCCCGGAGUCAUUGUGUACUUGCACAUACACAGAUGUUGUAAACCCCCUACCGAGUACGAAAGACGCCACCGAUAUAAUGUACGUACCUCGCCUCUCCUUUAUCCAUACUUAUCUUGUCAUGCUGCAUUAUUGGGGUUUCAUAUUACCAAGCUACCCUAAUAACUGAGUCAUCUUUUGUUGGAUUUCCAAGGUAUGGGGUCAAGUAGGUCAUGUAGAAUUGAUUAUAUUGUAAAAGAAGCUAUUGUACAGCCUUUUAUAUCUACAAAAAGGGGUAAAAGAGUGGAGUGGUAACCCAAUGCGGAAACAGUACAAAUAAUGAAAUACAUGUAUAAAUAAUGAAACAAGUGGAUUCCACGGUUCAACAUCUUUUAAUUCUUUUUCUCUAGAAGCAGUGCUAACCUUUUGCAGCGCGUGGGACGAAUUCGACGCUGACUGUAUGUAUAAGCCCCGCCAUAUAGUUGCGAUUCUCCGAGUUCUACUGUCUGAGACAUAUUUCCAUCUCUUAGAAAACCUCUCCAGUUUCCCGGUCCUUGAUCUUUGGCUCUGUAGCAACCACUAAAAGCAUUGCUAAUCACUUUAUAGUAAACCGACUUUGUCUCUUUGCAUGCAAGCACGGCUACUGCCCAGACGAUAUUUGCACCAAAAAGCCGAAGGAUGAUGUAGUGAUAACUGACGCUGACAACCCCAAUACGGGCUUUGAUUAUGCAUCCGCCAGAGAACAGAACUCCAGAAGGUGCUUGAUAUACCAGAAUGGAGCCUUACGAGAUAAUAGCGUUAUGCAAUGUUAUAAUACAUGCAAACCGCAACUUGAUGCAGCAGCUGAGGCAGGAAGAACAUCAAACUACGGCUGUAUGGGAUUCUAUCCUCUUGACAAAGCGAUUCCAUGGGAGAAACCAGUAAGUCACUCAUUUGCCAUUUCUCCAUACGUUUAUCUCGCCUCGCAACAAUUCUAGCUGCGCAGAAUUAUUCCAUUCUGGCAUAGAAUGAACGCUGACUGCAACAGCCUGGAACUGGUUAUUGGGUAGCGCCUGGACAAUGCUUGUGCGACAACUGGCUCCUGAACGAAAUUGCCGACACGGUAAUUGAGGCCUUACCUGCAAUUACUCAGAUUGAGUGUUAUAUUUUGAUGUCUUCCCUAAAGCUGGUACUCGACAUUGGAUUGUCGGCAAUUCCAGGAGUAGGAAAAGCCCUUGAUGCUGGACUAGGUAUGUUCUAUAAUAAUACCACUGUUUUUCAUUCGGAAUUACUUGUGCGGAUCCUAAUAUUCGGAUUUUCGGAUUUAGAUAUGGCCACUACGGCUGCUCAAAUGGCAUCAUACCUCUACCCAGAAGAAGAGGAUCCUGAAGGAGCCUUCUCCUGGUGGUUGAGUCCUUGUGGAGGGACGACACUUGUGCCUGAUGAGAUUAAAAAGCUCUCUGGUAUUCUGAGUUCCGUCACGGGUGGAGUUUCGAGUUUCAAAACACCAAGGAAUCUGCCAAAGGGCAGUGGAAGGAAAGGGGAUGGCGCUAACCCACACGAUCAAGGCACACCAAGGGCACCAAGUAAAGGUAAUGGAAACAAUAAACCCAAGUGUAAGAUCCCAGCAUCUCGGCAAACUCAACGACUUAGACACACCCUUCGGGAACGAGCGUGUGUAGCAGACAAGACAGUACAGACCGAAUGGAUUGUCACGUCACUCAAUUAUGCUGCAAACGCUGCACCAACUAGAGUAUCUAAGCCAUGUUCCGUAAGUCGAAUCCUAAUAUGAAACUUUUAGCAUUAUACUGACAUUGAGUUCGUAGGUGGACUGGGAUAACGCAUGCUGGUAAGCUCUAAAACUCCUCAUACAGCCAAGACGAGAGAAUUCGUUGGAAUCAAGCAAUAUUGCAACGAACCCUCUUUUACUCAGAGAAUAUACAGUUGCUCCACGAUAGAAGGCUAAUCUUUUUAUCAAUAGGCAUUACAGUUCAGCUGUCCGUCAGAACCCUGGAUGGGCGACAUUGACUUGCGUGCCAGAAGCUGCGGCCACCAAGAAGCCAGACAGUAAGUUAACCCACAAUAUUGCGACCCCAAGGAUGUUGUUUUGAAUACAAGUUGAGCUUGACCUAUUCGGACAACUAUUGAUCUUGGAGAUGAUCUUCGGGAAUGAGUCGAGACCGAAAAUAAAAAUGCUAACUCCAUGUUUCUUUGCAGUGGGCAGAAGAGUUCCAAGGGUAUGGGAAGCACAACACAAAGGCAAAGGCUGGUGGGAUGUAAGUCAAUUUCUGCUACUUUCCGAAUGCUUCUGAAUUAUUUCACUUACUGAUACUGCGGUGUGUUAGACGGCUAGUGGUAACCGGUCACAGCUGCCAUCUCCAGAGAUUUGCCAGGCGGACGAGUAGUAAGUGAAUUCUCAGACUUCCGUGGAACUCCUCACAGGAGAUUCGACAUCUAUCCUUGUUUUCUACCCUCUACUUAUCAUUAAUAAAGACAAUGCUAACUCGCUAUUUUGCCGUAGCCCGCCCUUGUACUUCCUUAAUAGUCAAAGUCCAGCUUACAUCAAUGCCGGCACGACUAACCCAGGAGGUCAAUUGGUUCGCAUUUUACCAGGAACACAGGUCUGUAUACCUUUAUAAACUUGAUUUAUAUAUCAGGAGAGUUAGGCUGACAAUCUAGAACGGUAAUGCGGCCAAGGGUUUAUGGAAAGAAGUCUGCUUCCAAGAACUCGUAAGCGAAAGCGCCAUGUCAAACCGAGACCUCAAAAACAAAGUCGAUGCCGCUGGCACGAAUCUCCGAGUCACCAACGUAGUGCGCGGAGAUAAACGCUACAUCGAACGAAGUGCUCUUGCCGACGUCAGUCUACGUCCCGAAUUCAGCGUUUCCAGCUGGCCUCCUUCUGCACCAAAUGAUGGACUGAACCAGAAUCCCUGCUGGCCGAGAAAUAUUGCACCACAAGAUCCGGGUUUUACUCUAUUCGAGAAUGACCCGUAUUAUAGGACUCAUCCUUCUCCGUACAACUGCGGAGCUGAUUAUGAUCCGCCUACCAACGGUGCUUGA